Molecule: messenger RNA, 1109 nt
Organism: Lytechinus variegatus (green sea urchin)
Lineage: Eukaryota; Metazoa; Echinodermata; Echinoidea; Temnopleuroida; Toxopneustidae
Product: ADP-ribosylation factor-like protein 6-interacting protein 1
Exons: 6
Coding region: 176-754 (192 amino acids)
Source: RefSeq, a predicted model, not a curated record
ACGUUUUUCACCAUACCAUAACAGGAAAAUCGAAGAGCGACGGCAUAUCGGCGCAAUCAUUUAUAAACAAGUUUGUUUUGAAACAACAAAUACCACCGUGAAAGGCGUGAAAACUAAGACUGUGGUCAAUCAACCUACCUAACGUUAUAUUUGAAAACAACUCAACAGAAAGAAGAUGGAGAUGAAUGAUCUUAACCAUGUGUUGGAUUCUCUGGCUGAUUGGAAACAUAUUAUAGUACGAGCUGAUUCCUGGUUACGAUGGGAAGAAGAUUCCUACCCUUACAUCAUGUGUGCUUCUAUUACUCUAUUCUAUAUCUUGAUGUGGUUGAUCCAGCCAACUCUCCUCACCACCGUGUCUCUUAUCAUCAUGAUAGUGUGCCUUCUAGAUUUCCUGGUACCGAGUGUCUUCAAGGAGUACUUCAGUAAACAAGCAUGGUCAGAAUACAAUCAGAGGAGAUAUGAAAAAUGUUGCAGUACUCUGCUUAACAUACAGAAUGCGACCACAUCCACUGUGAGAUGGAUUCUGAACCUAAGAGAAAAGAAGCCAAAAUAUUAUUUUUUGGGAGCCUCAGUGAUACUCCUAACCAUUGCAUUCGUAGGCAAUUCCAUACCAGGUCUCUUCCUUGCAUAUUUAUCAACUCUGUUUAUUGCUCUCCUUCCUGGUCUGAUGUACUAUGGAAUCCUAGCUUCAUGGUAUGCUAUGGUGCUUGAGGUAUUCGUCAAUCUACUCAAAGGGCACAAAAAGAAAGAUUAAUUUCUCUCAAGUCUGCAUACGUGUAAUUUGAGCUCCUGGUAGACAAUUUUGUUAAACUGUGUUUGUCAGUACAUGAUGUGCACGAUCAAAGACUAGUUGGAAUAAAUUUACUCUUCACAGCCACCAUGACCAGUGAUAUUUGGAAACCAUGUUUGUCAGGAGCACUCGUGAUCCACAGAAAGGAUUCAUUCCUUGUGAACCUUCACAGGUGUAGUUGCGGUACCUGGAUGUUUGGGGAGUUUUUCAUGACACAAAAUAGUUGUUAAUUUUCAUUGAAUAUUUUGAUAAGCUAAUGCAAAUCAUAAUUUGUAAACCAAUUUUCGGCAUUACUCCUAUGUGUUUAAGAUCACAUGCU